ACAAAUCGGCGCGCGCUCCCGACCUCUCUCCUGACCAACUUCCAGAGUAAAUCAGCAGCAGAGAAGUUGUGAGAGGAAAAGUCAGACUCGGUCCGGAGAGGAGAAGCUGAGUGAACCUUAAAGCGACCCCGUCCAGCAGCAGGAGCCAACAUGGACGACCUAGACGCGUUGCUGGCCGACCUGGAAUCAACAACAUCCCACAUCUCAAAGCGACCAGUGUUCUUGCCUGAGGAGACCCCCUACUCCAUCCCUACGGGAGGACAUUCUUACCAGGAUGUGUCAGUUCCACCCCCAGUCCCACCUCCGCCCUCAGCCGAGGCAUUGAAUGGUUCCCUGAUAGAUCAGCCGGACUCGCACCACUCCUCUCAGCAGUCUUUAGGUUCAGCACAGAAGAGCUCAUGGUCUAGAGACAGUAGCAGCUCUCCGUUGUCUCACAUUGAAGAGGACCACGUCUACAGUUUUCCAAACAAACAGAAGUCAUCUGACUCGUCAACAGCAGCUAUGACCUCUGCUCUGGGCAGUAACCUCUCUGAGCUCGACAGGCUUCUGCUGGAACUCAAUGCAGUACAACAGAGCUCCCCUUCAUUCCCCACGACAGAGGAGGCAGCUCCACCCUUACCUUCCUGCAGCAUCACCCACUACGAGAACGGCAGUUGUCCUGACAUCAUGGUGAGCCCUGCGCCUCAUGAGAAGCCCCAGAGGAACGGAGCAAGGCUGGAUGAAACCCGACCCAGUGUGGAGAGUCUGCUGGACGAGCUGGAGGGCUCAGUGCCAUCACCCAGCCCCCCUGCUUGUCACAUUGACUUGGACAGCCCCUCUCAGCAACAAGCCAGAAUCUCAGCUUCCUGUGCCACGAGAGAGUUAGAUGAGCUAAUGGCCUCUUUGUCUGACUUCAAGAUUAUGGCCCAAGGUAAGGGCGGGGUUCCUGGUGGGCCCCCAACACAGGUCAACAAGCUGGACAACAUGCUUGGUAGUCUGCAGUCUGACCUCAACAAACUGGGCGUGCAGACAGUAGCUAAAGGAGUUUGCGGUGCCUGCUGUAAACCAAUCGUAGGACAGGUGGUGACUGCCAUGGGCCGCACAUGGCACCCUGAACACUUUGUGUGCACACACUGUCAAGAGGAGAUCGGCUCCAGGAACUUCUUUGAGCGUGAUGGACAGCCCUACUGUGAGACGGAUUACCAUAACCUGUUCUCCCCACGCUGCUACUACUGCAACGGGCCCAUACUGGAUAAAGUUGUGACGGCGCUGGACAGGACAUGGCAUCCAGAACACUUCUUCUGCGCUCAGUGUGGAUCCUUCUUUGGCCCGGAAGGUUUUCAUGAAAAGGAUGGAAAAGCCUUCUGCAGGAAGGAUUACUUUGACAUGUUUGCGCCGAAAUGUGGAGGCUGUGCCCGAGCCAUUCUGGAGAAUUACAUCUCAGCACUGAACAGCCUCUGGCACCCUGAGUGCUUUGUGUGCAGGGAGUGCUUCACCCCGUUUGUAAAUGGAAGCUUCUUUGAGCACGACGGUCAGCCCUACUGUGAAGUGCACUACCACGAGCGCCGCGGCUCCCUCUGCUCCGGCUGUCAGAAGCCCAUCACUGGCCGCUGCAUCACGGCCAUGUCCAAGAAGUUCCACCCGGAGCACUUUGUCUGCGCCUUCUGCCUGAAGCAGCUCAACAAGGGCACCUUCAAAGAACAAAAUGACAAACCCUACUGCCACGGCUGCUUCGUCAAGCUGUUCAGUUAGAGCAUUCAACUUUAACCACAUGUGGGUCAGGGCUCAGAUAAAGUGUCAAGAGCGUCUUUAGCACAGGUGGGAUGAGAACGGAUUGUGUUUGUCUCAAAAAAAGAAAAGUAGCCUGUUUUCUAAUGGUGACAUGGGAGGUGUGUAGAGGUUUGGAAAUGUGAAUGAGGUAGAAGCAGUGACUCUGCCGGACUAAAAUACUCGUUAAAUGUCCUUCAGAAAAGUGGGUAGCUAGACAGUCAGACAGCAACUGGCUUAAGAAUCAUCUGUGGGUUUUGAGUAGGUCAAACAGUCUCAGUGUGAUGAUCAAUAUUUAAAGGACGCUGAUAAGGGAGAUAAAAGUUUUUCAAAUCAACACUGAUGUUUCAAAUCAACCAACUUUUCUCAUCCAAUGUGUUGGACAUUUUCUACGGUCAAAGAGCUGUCGUUCUUAUUUUUCUCUUACAUCGUUGUGUUUUCAAAUCUUUUUAAUCUUGUUUUUUCUUUAUAGAAGGUGGUGAAAUCUUACUGAACACUGUAGAAAUCCAUGAAAUACUCUUGUGUGUUUGACAUUGUUGCUCACUGGUUGAGUGUGUCAUUAUAGUUAACAUAAAGGAAAAAGAAAAAAACAGUAAACUAUAGCACGGAACAGGUGACUUGUUGUUUUUUUAGCCUGAAAAUAUAACCCUUUUUUUUUUAUCUACAAAAGAAAAUUAAAUGAGUUUUUACACAAAACCUUGAGAAGAUGGAUAAAAAUGGUCCACUUUCACAAGUUUUAUUUGUAUGUGUGAAAGUGACUGUAGCGUCAUUACGCUCACUUGGCCCAGGAAAAAACACCGUUAUAUGAAUGAUAUUUUUCUUAUAAAUGAAUCAAAAUGUGAGAAUCAGUCACUUUCACUUCAUGACACCAGAAUCUCAAUCACUCACACACACACAUGCUUUUAGCCAAAGUAAAAUAAUGUAUGGAUGAAUAUGUUACAGUGAAGAGAUUCAGUUGGUAGCCUCCCACCUUUAGCUGCAGUAUUUCACUUUCUCCAUCACAUUUAAAUAAACCCCAUGUUUUUGUGCUGCCAAAUCAUUCCUUAUUUGUUGUCCACUGAAGAAAAAAAUCAAAACGGUUCAGUCGCAUCUUACAACGAACUGGAUCUCCCAAAAUUCUUGGGAGGAUACUGGGAACAUCUUCUGCUACCGUUGCUGUUUCUGAGAAGAUCCUGGAAUUUUUUUCAAUGUAAAUAUCCAAUGCAGCUACUUUGUUAGUAAAGCGUUGGGUUGCUUAGCGUGUGACACGUGUGUGAUAACCACUCAUCUGAAGAUGCUGGUGAGAAGGCAGAGCAGAGACACGUUCAGGUGUUGUUACUGUAUUGAGAAGCUGAUGAAUGUUCAUUGUUUAUACUUUAUAAAGCAAGGAAAUCUUCAAACGUAUCUGUGAUACUCCAGUAACUUUGUAUUUCAGUGUUCUAACACAAGUGCAUCUGUACCAUUGUAUCAGCACCAACAUCACUACGUCUAAUGACACUGGCAAAUUACUGACAACAGAUCCACAGCCCACAGUUCAGUUUUCAACGUCUGUGAGCCUGGUGGUCUGUUCCAAUAAAUCACAGAACCUCCAUCAGCAUCUGAGCAGCAUCUACUGUAUAUGAGCACCAGGUUGGGUCUGAACACGGUGAAUCAUGACAUGCAGCAGAUAUUUCGUCUCAUUCAGGGAAAUCUCAGAGCCUUAAAUCUUUCUCUCGCUCUAUUAAAGAGAUCGUGUAACGGUUUUCUGUUCAAAUCAAUCUAGUCGAGUGUUACUUAACCAAAGCCAUAACUUCUUUGAAAUGUUUUUUCUGUUCACUGUUUUUUCUUUUCUUUUCACUUUGAAUGUUGAUAGUUAUGAAUCCUGAGAUUCUUCACCUCUUGCCUGAUUACACCAAUAAAUUCUGUUUUGGUAUCAAAA
Messenger RNA from Pleuronectes platessa (European plaice), 3643 nucleotides. RefSeq names its product paxillin. The record is from RefSeq and is a predicted model, not a curated record. NCBI's taxonomy places the organism in Eukaryota, Metazoa, Chordata, Actinopteri, Pleuronectiformes, Pleuronectidae. Gene Ontology annotation, biological process: transforming growth factor beta receptor signaling pathway; substrate adhesion-dependent cell spreading; endothelial cell migration. The coding region runs from base 151 to 1731 and encodes 526 amino acids. The transcript has 11 exons.